CAUUUCUUACUAUACUUUUUCUUUCUCAUCUACAUUAUUUUUUUUCUCUCCCUUGAAGGUCUCUUACACCCCAUGUUUUGUUCUUCCUUGUUCAUCCAUUGAAAACCAAAGUUUUCUUUAGGAAACCACAAACAAAAUGGUUAGAGCAGGGGAACAAGACCAAGAAAGUUACAGGUCCAAACUGUUUAAUUUCAGAGGGAUGUUUGAGAACAAUGCAGGGAGACAUACCAAGAGUUUGAGCGUUGAUACCGCUACCACUUUGGAUUUUCAACAACCUGCUGAAGAUGGUUCUGCCUCAUCAAGAAGCCAAGGUUCAAGGCCUCUUGAUUCAGAUAAAAUUCCUAAGGCAAGGAGUAUAAGCAAGGAGGAAAUCGCGGCCAAGGAAGCCAAAGAAAAACUAUUGCAAGAUAUGGAACAGAUGAAGGAGAGAUUUGCUAAACUGUUAUUAGGUGAAGACAUGUCUGGUGGAGGAAAAGGUGUUUCAUCUGCUUUGGCCCUGUCAAAUGCUUUCACAAACCUUGCAGCUUCUAUUUUUGGCGAACAAAAGCGGCUAGAACCAAUGCCGGCUGAAAGGAAAGGCAAGUGGAGAAAAGAAAUUGAUUUGCUUCUAUCAGUCACAGAUUACGUCGUCGAAAUGGUUCCUUCACAACAGAAAAAUAAGGAUGGCACACAAAUGGAGAUUAUGACGACUCGACAAAGGACAGAUCUACACAUGAAUAUCCCAGCCUUACGCAAGCUUGAUACAAUGCUUUUCGAAUGUCUAGAUAACUUCAAAGAUCAAAAUGAGUUCUAUUAUGUAUCGAAGGAUGCCGAUGAUGAUAAUAAAGACAAGGCAAAGACAGCCAAUGAUGAUAAAUGGUGGUUACCUACACCUAAGGUUCCGGCAGAAGGUCUAUCUGAUGCAGCUAGGAAAUUUUUACAAUAUCAGAAAGAUUGUGUGAAUCAAGUACUUAAAGCCGCUAUGGCGAUAAAUGCGCAAAUUUUGUCCGAAAUGGAGAUUCCUGAAAACUAUAUUGAAUCUCUUCCUAAGAACGGAAGAGCGAGUCUAGGGGAUGCAGCCUAUAGGAGCAUUACAGUUGAAUUUUUUGAUCCUGACCAGUUCCUAUCGACCGUGGACUUGUCAUCGGAACAUAAAGUCCUAGACCUCAAGAAUAGAAUUGAAGCUUCAAUCGUGAUUUGGAAGCGGAAAAUGCACCAAAAAGAUACCAAAUCUACUUGGGGUUCUGCUGUUAGUUUGGAAAAAAGAGAGCUUUUCGAAGAGAGAGCAGAGACCAUCUUACUUCUACUAAAGCACCGAUUCCCCGGCAUUGCUCAAUCUUCAUUGGACAUAAGCAAAAUCCAGUUCAAUAGGGAUGUAGGACACGCCGUUCUUGAAAGCUAUUCAAGGAUAUUGGAAAGUUUGGCAUUCACGGUACUAUCGAGAAUUGAUGAUGUACUUCAAGCCGAUUAUAACACUCAAAAUCCAUCAGGAAAAAAGAGAGUAUCAGUUUCGAAACCGGCUCCUCCUCCAAAAGAAGAGAUAGACAAAGGCAGCGUAGACAUGUCUGGUUCAAUGACACUACUGGAUUUCAUGGGUUGGGAUGAUCAACCCGACUCAGACGCAAAGAAGGACUCAUUUGAAAUUUCAGACGACUCUUGCCAAGAAGUUGAAACCAAGCAGGAAAAAAAGCUUCCGGCCGUAGUAGUGACCAACAAGAAAGUUUCAUACCUUGAAACCUUGGGAGUCAUGAGGAGUCCCGAGUCGCGUCAUUAAAACGCUGCAUUUAGACUCAUAGAGGUUAUAAUUUGUCGGAGUCUUGUUGACUGUUUAUUCUUGAUCCAUUCUCUAAUUUUGUACAUAGGAAUGGCGGAAUCAUACAAAACAUUGUCAUAGAUAUAUUUUCCUCUGAAGGAUUUGUAGGCUGGUAGGUAGCUACCAACUUGAGAAUUUUUUAUGAUACCACAACGUAUCUUUUCUACUGUUUUGUGGUAAUAAUUUUAUGUAGACAUUAUUAUCUUUGAUUCAAUCGAAUAUAUCGGCAAUGAUACUGUAUA
Molecule: messenger RNA, 2034 nt
Organism: Vicia villosa (hairy vetch)
Lineage: Eukaryota; Viridiplantae; Streptophyta; Magnoliopsida; Fabales; Fabaceae
Product: rop guanine nucleotide exchange factor 12-like
Exons: 7
Coding region: 137-1753 (538 amino acids)
Molecular function (GO): guanyl-nucleotide exchange factor activity
Source: RefSeq, a predicted model, not a curated record